Molecule: messenger RNA, 1240 nt
Organism: Scatophagus argus
Lineage: Eukaryota; Metazoa; Chordata; Actinopteri; Scatophagidae
Product: immunoglobulin kappa light chain-like
Exons: 5
Coding region: 105-1139 (344 amino acids)
Biological process (GO): response to bacterium
Source: RefSeq, a predicted model, not a curated record
AAAUUAAGACAUUCAAUCUGAUUGGCCGGUCAAACACAGUCCUCUCAGUGAAGAGGAGAGAACAUAGAGAGAUUCAGCUCACUCAUAGCAGCAUCUGAAGUGACAUGGCACCUCCAACCUUUGCUCUGUGCUUCGCUUGUCUGAUUGUGGUGAAUAUUGCUCACACAACAGCUUUAAAGCAGUCAUCAUUACAUUUUCUAUCAGUUGAUGUUGGGGAAAGUGUGACCCUGUCAUGCUUUUGUCUCGAUGAGGUAUCACAAAGCUUUUACUGGUAUAAACAAACUGUAGGACGGAUGCCCAAGAUGGUGUCUUCAUUCACCAGUUAUAAUGCUAACAGCACUCUUCAUGAUGAAUUUAAGAAUCCACGUUUCUCAGUGGACACUGUUAAUCAUGAAUAUCAGCUGAAGAUUUCAGAUUUGCAAAUUUCAGACUCAGGUACUUACUACUGCAUAAAGAAAAGUUACAUUGUCUUUGAAUUUUGUGAGAGCACAACUAUAAAUGUGAAGGGUUCAGGUCUGAACAUCCCAGCUUUGGUCCAUCAGUCAGCAUCGAAGACCAUCCAGCCAGGAGGCUCUGUGACUCUGAACUGCACAGUACACACUGGGACCUGUGAUGGAGAACACAGUGUUUACUGGUUCAAAAACUCUGGAGAAUCUCAUCCAGGACUCAUUUACACCCAUGGAGGCAGGAAAGGUCAGUGUGAGAGGAGACCCAGCGCACAAACACACUCCUGUGCUUACAAUUUGACAAUGGAGAGCCUAAAUGUUUCUCAUGCUGGGACCUACUACUGUGCUGUUGCCUCAUGUGGACACAUACUGUUUGGAGACGCAACCAAGCUGGACUUUAAGUAUGAGGUGGACUCUCUUGUCUCUCUUGUGUAUAUCUUGAGUGCAGCUUUGUCAUUCACCAUCGUCCUGGUUGUGUUACUGGCUUUCACAGUGUACAAGUUUAGCAAAAGGAACUGCCAAUAUACAGAGUCUAAUGUGACAUUUUCAACAGCUUCUGCUCCAAAUGCAGCGGUGUGUCAAGAUGCAGAAAACCUUCAUUAUGCUGCUUUAGGUGACCUCAACGUCAACAGAUCCAGAAGACAGAGGAGCAACACCAAUAGUGAAUGUGUGUACUCCAGUGUAAAGCAGUAGACCCAGAUGUGUUUUUUUCCUUUUUCAAUUUGAUUCAAUCAAUUUAUUUAUUUUAUUACAUAUAAAGUCUUCCCUUGUAAUAAACUUGCAGUGAAAGAAAG